This is a messenger RNA of Porites lobata, 357 nucleotides long. The record is from the annotation of a GenBank genome assembly. NCBI's taxonomy places the organism in Eukaryota, Metazoa, Cnidaria, Anthozoa, Scleractinia, Poritidae.
AUGGAGGUUCCACCCCGAGCAGAUGGAAUAGCACUGUGCAGUGCUUUCGUGUUUGAAGCUGUAUUAAUUGUGGCGGGAAACUUGCUCACAAUCGCUUUUUUCGCAAUGAAAAAGAAGCUUCGCAAGAAAAGUUUGCCUCUAGUUAUAAACAUGGCGUUUGCUGAUGUCAUGUUAGGAGCGGUGUCUUUACCUUUGUAUAUAUACUUAUGGGUAGGACCGCACUUUAAUCUGUGGUCUUUUAGAGCAUCUUUGGAACUUUCGUUCUUUAUCUGUGAUACCAUUUUCUCGCAAGCCUCGUUAAUUUCUGCAGUUUUUGUAUAUCCUGUGAAAGAUUUUUCGCAAUCUUUUGGCCACUGA